AUGGAGCAAUUGCAAUUGCAAGUAGAAGCGCUACUGUUUGAUCAAGAUGAGGGCAGCCUGGCUGAAAUGUUAGAUCUAUUAGGAAUCGAGGACGAUGUAACGGGGAAAACUAAAAUGCAGCGGAUUAAAAUUAUCAGGAAAGAAGUUGACUUUAAAAUGGAAAGCGAUGAAAAGGUCGCACGCACAUGUCUGGAACAAUUACUCACUUACGUUCAAGGAACUGUACCUCCUCUCGAACAAACGGAGGAGACAGGGGCAAAAGUAGCUGCUGGAGUAAGGAGCGAACAAAUGGGCGCCCAGGGAAAGUUAAACAAAGAACAAGUCGGACAAGGGGCGGAGGAUAUUCUGGCUCAAAUGGCGAAAACAAAAGCGGUCUCCUCGCUACUCUACAGAGAAUAUAAACUUUCGGGACAGAUUGGCGAACCAGGGCAGACGGAAAAAUUGACCUUUGUGUCCUUAAUGCAUCAGAUAGACUCUGGUCUUAAACGUGGUUUUAAAGAAAGUGAAAUUGUGGAUGCCGUGAUUUGUGCGAUAUCGCCCCAUAGUAGUCUUAGAAGUUAUGUGGAAACCUUAAGUGACCUCUCCCUCUCAAAAUUACGGAGAAUUCUCCGUGUCCACUACCGGGAGAAAGCUGCAUCUGAGGUAUAUCAACAGCUCGCAACCGUAUGCCAACAAAGCAAUGAGUCACCGCAGCAAUUCCUACCCCGUGCUUUGGACCUGCGUAACAAGGUAAAUUUUGCCAGUCAGGAAUCGGAUUGUGAGUUUAAUAAUGGCCUCUCUCUGAUCCAGAAGACAUUUAUAAAAUCCUUCGAAACUGGUCUACGUGAUGAUAUUUUAGCGUCCAACUUAAGAACCACCCUUCGUACCCCAGGGCUAACUGAUGAAGAACUUAUGAAACAAGUUAAUGAACUAGCUUCACAGCAAGAUGAACGAACCACAAAAUUGGCCACUGAACACCGAAAAAGGGCCCAAGUAAACGCUUUCGAAGUCCCCAGGGAGGCAGGGAAACAGAGGGCCAGGAACCCAAGUUCAGACGAGAGCCAACAGAUUCUUUAUGAAAUCCGGCAGAUGAAAUCAGAAAUUAACGCCCUCAAAGGUAGAGUUACUGCCCAGAGCGGUCAGGCGGCAAAACCAAACUGGGACCGAUCCCCUUACAGAGACCAGAAAGGUGGUUACCAGCCGAAGAACCCAAACUGGGGAUGUCAAAGCUGUAAAGAGCGUGGGAGAGGGGAGGAAUGUGACCAUUGUUUCGCUUGUGGUAUCUCUGGACAUGUAGCUCGUGAGUGUACUAGAAGAAGGAAUCAGGCUAGCCGUCUGGGAAACGACCAGCGACUAUUCAGGCGGGACACAGAAUAG
This is a messenger RNA of Stylophora pistillata, 1356 nucleotides long. RefSeq lists its product as uncharacterized. Lineage: Eukaryota; Metazoa; Cnidaria; Anthozoa; Scleractinia; Pocilloporidae. The record is from RefSeq and is a predicted model, not a curated record.